CACUUUUGUUGAGCUGGGCGCAGCAGUCUGCGCAUGCGCACAGAAUCACAAGCAGAAGCGUCAUGUGUUCAUCGAAGUUUAGAGAGCUGAUGGUUUACUUUCACUCUCCCUUUAACAAACCGAUUCCUUCAACGAUAACAAUUGUAUUAUAAACAAAUCUGCGCACAGUGUAGGCUAUUAUUACACCUGGGCUGUUGGCCCUUUUAUUACACGUUGUUACCUAAAAAACAUACUUCCACUGUUGGGUUUGACUUUUUUCUCUGAAAUGCAUGUGUUUUAUGAUAUGUGCAUGAUGUAAUAACAACAGAGCCAGCCAUCCAGUGAUUUGUGUUUGUUAGUUUGUUAUUGUCAUUGAGACAGAGGCAUGGACUCCUCCCCCAUUUGAAAGGUGUAUAAAUGCAGCAUGAGCCUGCCAUUCCAGCAGCAAGUCUAAAAGCUUUAUGUAGCCCAACAUGAAAGGACUAAGCUUUGUUCUCCUUGUGCUUCUUCUGAUGAUGCCAGAUGGGGAGGGUACUGAUCCAGAGAUGCAGUAUUGGACUUGUGGGUAUAGAGGACUCUGCAGACGGUUCUGUUAUGCUCAGGAGUACUUUGUUGGUCAUCACGGUUGCCCUCGCAGAUACAGGUGCUGUGCCAUACGCGCCUAAAAGCCUCGAGGGAUGGUGAUGCGGCUCAAGAUGAAGCUCAUGAUCAAUAGGCUCUGCCAAACACACCUCAAAUAAAUUGGUGAACAUUUACA
This is a messenger RNA of Boleophthalmus pectinirostris (great blue-spotted mudskipper), 736 nucleotides long. RefSeq names its product defensin, beta-like 2 (gene defbl2). Lineage: Eukaryota; Metazoa; Chordata; Actinopteri; Gobiiformes; Gobiidae. The coding region runs from base 453 to 644 and encodes 63 amino acids. The transcript is spliced from 3 exons. The record is from RefSeq and is a predicted model, not a curated record.